Molecule: messenger RNA, 3099 nt
Organism: Dictyostelium purpureum
Lineage: Eukaryota; Evosea; Eumycetozoa; Dictyosteliales; Dictyosteliaceae
Exons: 3
Coding region: 1-3099 (1032 amino acids)
Source: RefSeq, a predicted model, not a curated record
AUGAAUCGGUGGGACUCUCAUUUCUAUAACAAAGUUUGGCAGUGCGCUGUAGAGACUAAAAUGGAGAAAAGAAAAAUAAAUGAUGGUGAUAAUAUAAACAAUAAUCCCAAUAAAAAAGUUAAUAAUUUAAAUAAUAAUUUUGAUAAUAAUAAUAAUAAUAAUAAUAAUAAUAAUAAUAAUAAUAAUAAUGUAAAAAAUAUAGAUUAUCAAGAUACAGAUGCCAUGAAAACAAACAAAGUAAAACACAUCAUCGAACCAAAAAUAAAAAACCUAUUAAAUUAUGAUGAUGAUGAUGAUAAUAAUAAUAACAAUAACAAUAAUAAUAAUAAUAAUAAUAAUAAUAAUAAUAAUAAUAAUACCUCUGAAAAUUCAAUAUAUAAAAGAUUCAAAUCAAUAACCUAUUCAGAAACCAAUAUUCAAGAAAUAAAUGAUUUUGCAAAGGAAUGUGGUAUACCAACUGAAGGAGUAGAGACUAUAGAAUUGUAUAAAAGGAUUAAAAAGAAAUUAAAAUAUUUAAAUAAGAUAGAGGAAGAAGAAAGACGAAACAAUAAUUUGAAUCCUUUUAGAGAGAAUCAGCAGCUAAAAAUUACAGAUAUUAGCGUAUUAGAAAAAUUUUUUUGGUGUGUUUUUAGAAAUAAAUUUUUAUUCAAAGAGAUAUUUUCGUGGCUACAAACAAAAAUCAAUACUUAUGAAAAUCUAUAUAAAAUUUCAGAUAUUAUGAAUAACUAUAGCAAUGGGUGGGAAAUUUUAAGAGAUAAAAUCAAGGGUAACAAAUACUUAUAUUUCGGCCAUAGUUUUGCUUCAUCAAAUAUGACUCAUAUCUACAUGAAUAAAGCUUUCAAGGUAAAAUCAGAAGCCAAUAAAAUGUUUUUUACACAAUUGUACCUCAAGUACGAAUUUUUUAAAGAUCAUGAACAGUCUUUUUCCGAUCUUAUAAGAAGCGGAAACAUAUUUGCAAUGGAUAUCUAUAUAAAGGUCAAGAAAUUCCAUUAUAGUGAUGUGCAAGAAAUUAUUGCUUAUCUAGUAGAUAUCAAUCCUCUCGAUUUCAAUUUGAAGUUUUAUCAUGACUACAAAACAAUUAAUUAUCUCAUUGAUAAUAACUACUUUCCAAAGAGAACGGAUGUAAAUUACAGUUAUAUAAACUUUCUUGAUAGGUCUUUUAAAUUAAAACAUUUGAUAAAGGCAAUAAAGGUUCUUAUAAAACUCAAAUAUAAAGCUGGUGGUUUAUCUUUAAACUCAGAACACAGCGAAAAAUCUCGUGUAUAUACCCCAAUCCAAAAAAAAAGAAAAGAAAAUGUUUUCGGUGAACUUACCCAACCAGAUAGACCAUUUUACUUUUAUUUUAAAAAAAAUAAAACAUUAACUGAUCAUCUCAUAUUCACCGUUACUAGGGUAAAGAUGUACCAAUUUCAAGAGGGUGGUGAAGACUCUGAUGAAGACCCUGUUGAAGACCCUGUUGAAGCCUCUGAUGAAGACUCUGAUGAAGCCUCUGAUGAAGAAGGUGACGAAGACACUGGUGAAGUUUUAUAUGAAGGCCCUGAUGAAGAUACUGCUGAUGAAAUAUUAAAAGAAUUUUCAAAAAAUAGAGAAUCGAAAAUGAAAAAAGUAGUGGUUUAUAAUCGUCAGUUUAUUAAUGGGCUUCAAGAAUUAAAUGAAUUAUUAUCAUUUAAUUUUUCAGAUAUUCAAUUAGAUACCAGUAUUCAAGAUAAUGUAUUAUUAGAAUAUUAUUAUUCAAAUUCUUUAAAUAAUGAAGAGCUUUUAGAUAUGGAGUAUUUUAAAGGAAAUCGUGUUUUGGAUCUUUUAAAAUCGGAACAAAUAUCUACUUUGGUAAUCAAUAGUUCAAAAUAUAAAACUGUAAUCAAAGAAUUGUUUAAGCAUGUUAGAAGCAAAGAUUUUCAAAAUAGUUUCAUCUUAAGGUAUCUCCAAGAGAAGGGUCCACUAUCAGAUGAGAUAUUAGAGUACAUUUUCCACAACAACAACAUAGAUGACAUCGAAUACUUUGUAAAUUUAAGUGGAGAUCCUAUAUCCUUUUUUAACAGUAACAAAGAUAUAAUAUUACCUACAAUUCGGUCAACAAAGUUUUUGGAUCAUUUAUAUAAAAAAUAUCAAAAAGAAUUUUUUGAUAAUAAAAAUCAAUGCUGGCAAGCCAUUACCGACAGUAAAGUGCUUCAACACUAUGAAAUUCUUAUGAAGGGUUUGGGUCAUGUGUUCUAUUUGGAAGAUCAAUUUGGUGACGAAAAUUCCACUUUUUUGGCCCAUAACAUCGCAAAAGCAUUAAAAAGCCCAUAUAUUUAUGAAGUUUCACCAACAUUAAGAUUUUCAAAUUUUAAAGAAUCAUGGCAAAAGUUAAUAUGUGAAAAUAAGCAAUCACUAUUAAUUCAAAUAUUAAAAUCAUUCAAGUUUAGCAAAAUCGAUUUAACAGAUCUACUUCAUUCCGAAAACGACGAAUUGUAUAUAAAAUUCAAACCAUACAUGCUUUUAAAUUGGAUAUUAAGUUCAUAUGGUGGCCCAAAUGGUAAAGAGUACCCAAUAUUAGAUCCAGUAGAGCCCGAUGGUUUUAUUGAAGUCCACAAAGAAAUUUCAAAAGAUUAUACACUGAUUGUAGAGUUUACUUCUCAUGAUUUUUUAAUUUUUUUAUGUUUGUGUAGCCGUUUUGAUGAUGCUUUCAAUUUAGUUGGUGAUAAAGUUGAAGUAUACAAAAACAGUUUUUAUCUACUAGUAUUGAAAAAUUCAAAAGAUUUUUCCAAAGUCUUUAUUCAGUAUUAUUGCGAAAAUAAAAUCAAUCAAAAACUCUAUUUUGAAGUUCUAUUAUUUAUACUUCAACAAGAAGCAAAGAAUGGAAAUGUACCAUUUUUCAAUUUAAUAAUUUUAAAAUACCCCCAAAUUAUCAAACCCAAAGAUUCAACAGAUGGCUUCUUAAGCAUGGAUGAUUUAAUAAUCAUUGCAGAGCAUGCAGUUCAAUCAUUCGAUAUUACCCUUUUAAAUUUAUUUAAAAGUUUUAUUCCUUUUAAAGAAAAAAGAAUUAAGUAUUUUAAUGUUAUAUACGAAGAAGCAAAAACUAUAACCCGUAAGGAAUAUGAUAGUUUUUUUUCUGAAUAA